Molecule: messenger RNA, 3341 nt
Organism: Ochotona curzoniae (black-lipped pika)
Lineage: Eukaryota; Metazoa; Chordata; Mammalia; Lagomorpha; Ochotonidae
Gene: NINL
Product: ninein like
Exons: 22
Coding region: 1-2970 (989 amino acids)
Biological process (GO): microtubule anchoring at centrosome
Cellular component (GO): centrosome
Molecular function (GO): calcium ion binding
Source: RefSeq, a predicted model, not a curated record
AUGGAGGCAGAGGAGAACCACUACAUCGUGCAGCUGCGAGCAGUCUACAGCAGCUGCGACACGACAGGCACAGGCUUCCUGGACCGGGACGAGCUGACCCAACUCUGCCGGAAGCUUCAGCUGGAAAAGCAGCUGCCUCUGCUCCUGCAGACGUUCUUUGGCAGUGACCCCUUCGCCAGGGUGAACUUCGAGGAGUUUAAGGCGGGCUUUGUGGCCGUGCUGGCGUCAGGGGCUGGUGCCGACCCUUCGGACGAAGAGGGCAGCUCUGUAGAAUCAGCAGCUGACACUGCUGUCCCUCCGAAGUACAUGAACGGCUCUAAAUGGUACGGCCGCCGGAGCCAGCCCGAGCUCUGGGACCCUGUGACAGACGCCAAAUGUGUACCUGAACCGCAGGCCAAGGGCAACUUGAAGAGCCAGCUCCAGCGUUCUGCCUCUCUGGAAAGCGUGGAGAGCAUCAAGUCAGAUGAAGACACGGAGAGUGCUCAGGAGCCUCGGAAUGAGCUGCUUGAAGCACGAGGCCACCUGGAAGCCUGGGGUUCCGAGAUUUUGGGGAGCUCUCAGAAAUCCUGCAGCCCCUCCUUGGACAGCCCUGAAAGCCAGGUGCGAGCCAUCUGGGACAAGCUGGGUGUGGGCAGCAGUGGCCACUUGAGCCGGCAGGAGCUGGCUGUGGUCUGCCAGAGCAUUGGUCUCCGAACGCUGGACACAGAGGAGCUGGAAGACUUGUUUAACAAACUGGAUCGAGACGGAGAUGGCCGCGUGAGCCUGGAGGAGUUCCAGCUUGGCUUGUUCAGUCAUGUUCCCCCAUCACUGACAGAAACUUGCAAUGUGGUCGAAGCAAGCAGGCCCUGGUGCCAUUGCCAGGCCCCUGAGGAGAGCAGCUGCCACACCCCUACAGCCUCAUCUCUUGUGUCUGUGGCCUCCGGCCUGCUCCUCUUCUCCAGCAUUGAUGACGGAACCGGCUCAGCCUUCCCAGAGCAGAUCAUCGCCACGCUGGCCCAGGAGGGGAUUCACAAUGGCAGGGAGAUCUUGCAGAGCCUGGACUUCCGUGUGGAUGAGAAGGUGAACCUUCUGGAGCUGAGUUGGGCCCUCGACAACGAGCUGCUGACCAUUGAUGGGGAUGCCCAGCAGGCAGCCCUGGCCUGCUACCGGCAGGAGUUAAGCUACCUCCAAGGACAAAUGGAGCAGCUGGUGCAGGAGCGAGACAAGGCAAGGCAGGACCUGGACAGAGCCGAGAAGAGGAACCUGGAGUUUGUGAAAGAGAUGGACGACUGCCACUCCACACUGGAGCAGCUCACGGAGAAGAAAAUCAAGCACCUGGAGCAGGGGUACCUGGAGAGGCUGAACCUCCUGCGGUCAGAGGUGGAGAUGGAGCGUGAACUGCUCUGGGAACAGGCCCACAAGCAGAAGGCCACGCUGGAGCAAGACGUGGCCCGCCUGCUGGCGGAAGAGGCCCGCCUGCGCCAGAAGCUGAACCUGGCCCUGAAGGAGAACAGCCGAUUGCAGAAAGAGAUUGUGGAAGUGGUGGUGAAGCUUUCGGAUUCCGAGAAGGAGGCCCUGAAGCUGCAAAGUGACCUGGAGCUGGUGCUGAGGGAAAAGCUGGAGCCACAGAGCAUGGAGCUGCUGGUCCAGGAGGAGCGCUUCGCAGCCGUCCUAAAGGAGUGUGAGCUCAAAUGUCGGGACCUUCAGGACCGUAAUGACGAGCUGCAGGCUGAGCUGGAAGGCCUGCGGGCACGGCUGCCCGAGAGUCAGCACAGCCCUGCCCAGGGCCCUGGCGGACACCGACGGCAGCUCCCUGGUCGUGGCCCAGCAGGCAUCCUGUUUGUGGGUGAGUCCACUCCGAUGAGUAUAGAAACAGAGAUCAUGAUGGAGCAGGUGAAGGAGCACUACCAAGACCUCAGCAUCCAGCUGGAGACCAAGGUCAACUACUAUGAGAGGGAAGUGGAGACCAUGAAGAGGAACUUCGAGAAGGAGAGGAAAGAGGUGGAGCUGGCGCACCAGCAGGAGAUCAGCGUGUUGGAGGAGCAGAGGGCCGACCUGGAGGCGCUGCAGGCCAAGGCGCAGGAGGUCAUCCAGGGCCUGCAGGAGCAGCUGCGGGACGUGGCCCGCACCCCUGAGCCCACACAGGCGGGGCUGGGGCAGUGCUGCGCCCAGGCGCUCUCGGGCCUGGCCCUGCGCCUGGAGGAGGAGCUGCGCCUGAGGCACCAGGACCAGCUGCAACAGAUGAGAAUCGAGUUUCAGAGGCUGUCUGAAGAAAACGUGUUAUUGAGGAAGGAGCUGGGAAGGGUUCGGCAGGAGCUCGAAGCUGCCGAGAACGCAAGUGGCGUGUACAGGAAGGAAAUAGGAGUUCUGAAGAGAGACAAGGAGAAGGCCUGCGCUGCAGUGGAGGAGCUGAGCAAACAGGGUCAGAAAUAUGAGGAUGAACUCUCCCAGCUCCACAACAGGGUCCUGCAGCUGGAGGAGGGUGCUUCUGGCCACCACACCUGGAGGGACAAGAACCACGUCACUGUCACAUUGCUGACUCGAGGGCUGGAGGAGGCAGGGGAGCGCGAGGGGCAGCAGGGUGAACAGAUCCAAAAACUUGAGGUUGAACUUGAACGCAUGAAUCAGGAGUGUCAGCACCAUCGGAGACUGUCACCAUCGGAGCUGGAAGAAAGUCAGCCACAGGAGGAACGGGAGAGGCAGUUGGAAGCCGCGGCAGAGCGGGUGCGAGAGGUGGAGACGCGCCUGCGCAAUGUGGAGCUGCUCUUGCAGGACAAAGUGCAGGAGCUGACGCAGCAGCUGGAAAGGAACGCGAGGUCCGACCUGCUGCUCAAGGAGCUCUAUGUGGAGAACGCGCACCUCGUGAAGGCCCUGCAGGUGACCGAGGAGCAGCAGCGGAGGGCCGAGAGGAGGAGCCGAGGCCUGGAGGAGAAGGUCCGAGCCCUCAACAGUCUUGUCAACCGCAUGGCUCCCGCUGCCCUCUCUGUGUGAGCGCAGACCCGUCCCUCGCACACAGGUGGAAGUCGCUUCCAGGAGUGAGCCUGCGUAUUCUCCCACACUCCAGCCAGGCAUCCGCGCACACCUUAGGGCCAGGAUGGUCUGUGAGAUGAUCAAGCAGGUGCGCUGGAGCAGUUCGCGUUGCACCUGCACUGGGAGUUCUUGGAGUUGCAGCCACACCCCUGGAGUGGUGAAGGGAUCCCUGGGCAGGUGGACCUCAGGUGUGUGGGCUCAGGGAAGCCAUAUUUAUUGCAAAUGAAAGGGUCACUGCAAGUUUGUACUCUAUGAGGAACAAUUUUAUAUAUAUAUAUAUGUUUAUAUAAAAUAUGUAUAGUUUUAUAUCUGAAAUAUAUAUAAAUUAUGCU